AACAAGAAAAUGUAUCAACAUUUGGAUUAUCUCCAAAUAAAAUUUUAUACGAGUGAAAAUAUUUCUCAUACAGCAUAUCCAAAAUCCAACCACUUAGUUUCAGGUUUCCGUUCUCUGUCCUACCUUUUCCAUUUCCAGCUUAUGUAAGAGGGUAGCAACUAGCAAGAUAAAGACAUUUCUGAAUUAUAAAAAUAAAUUCAUUUUUUUUCUUUAAAUAAUUUUUUUGGACCAUUUUCUUGCCAUAAAAACCCAUCUUUUUUUAAUUUUUUCUUUUAAAAAAAAAGGAAAAACUCUUGGGAACUUUUGGUUUGUUACCUAUAAAAUCCAAAAACAAAUCAAGGGGUGUAAUUUUUUGUAUGAAAGCUCAGAUUUUCAAGCCCUUUUAAUGAUAACUGCCACCAUCAUCUUCUGUAAGCACAAGAUAUGAGCUGUGGCUGCUUUGGAAACCCUUCUUCACAGAAGAAAAAGAAUCCUGCUGCACAUCUGAAAGAAGUAGACGGGCAGUUGCUUAAGAACAUCAGACACUUUUCAUACAGUGAGUUAAGAGUAGCAACAAAUAAUUUUAAUUUGAGCAAUAAAAUAGGGCGUGGAGGCUUUGGAACAGUAUAUAAGGGAACCUUCAAAAGUGGACUGCAAGUUGCUGUGAAAGCACUCUCUGCUGAAUCAAAACAAGGAUUGCGUGAAUUUUUGACUGAAAUAAAUACUAUUUCGAAUGUCAGGCACCCAAACCUAGUUGAGUUAAUUGGAUGUUGUGUCGAAGGAGCUAACCGCAUCUUAGUGUAUGAGUUUGUUGUAAAUAACAGUCUCGACCGUGCAUUAAUAGGUUAUACCAGUGAUCGUAGUAAACUGAAUUGGGAUAAGAGGUCUGCUAUAUGUUUGAGUACUGCCAAGGCUCUUGCUUUUCUUCAUGAAGAACUUGUGCCACAUAUUGUGCAUAGGGAUAUCAAAGCAAGUAAUGUACUCCUUGAUAAAGACUUUCUACCAAAGAUUGGCGAUUUUGGGUUGGCUAAACUUUUCCCUGAUGAUAUUACUCAUAUCAGCACCAGAAUAGCUGGAACAACCGGCUACUUGGCACCAGAAUAUGCUAUGGGUGGUCAUCUGACAAUGAAGGCAGAUGUUUACAGCUUUGGUGUGCUUAUACUUGAAAUAAUUAGUGGUCAAAGCAGUUCCAAGUCAAAUUGGGGUGGAUCAAAUAAACUUCUUCUGGAAUGGGCUUGGCAAUUGUACGAGGAAGGAAGAUUGCUGGAGCUAGUGGAUUCAGAAAUGGGGGAAUAUCCAGAGGACAUGGUUAUGAGGUACAUAAUAGUGGCUUUCUUCUGCACCCAAGCUGGCGCUAAUAGAAGGCCGCUGAUGAGUCAGGUUAUUGAAAUGCUGUCUCCGAAAGUACAUCUAAAUGAGAAGGAGUUGGCAGCCCCAGGGUUCUUUCCAGAUACCCAAAAGGGUAAGACAUCUGCUGGCUCUAGCUCUAUUCACAUUAGCUCUGCCCCCAUCACCAUCUCUGAAGUGAUCCCCAGAUGAAGAAUGAAGUUGCACAUAAUUCUUUAAUUGAUUCUUCAAAGUAUUGUUUCUCAUUCUUUAUGGUGCGCCCUUUCAUGGCAGACACUGGCGCAUAGAUCCUAUUUAAUAAUUUAAUAGAAAGAGAUUUGAUAUUUUAGUUUUUUCUAGCAGCUAUCAGCAUGAGAAUGAUGCAUAAUUAUUUUGUUUCAGUGUAGCUACAAGAUACAUAACUAUAUCUGUGUUAAAGGACAGCUUGACAGUACACCAUGAUGCAUCGCAAUUAUUUUUACUAAAAGAGCCAAUUUUAUGGGAUUCUAUAUUGAGUGCUUUUAUUUACUACCCUCGUUUCACAUUAUGUGCAACAAUCGGGUAUUUUUUGUAAGAUAUAAAAAUUUUAAUUGUAGAACAUGAUGUGAAACAGAAAUAGUAUUUAUUUA
This is a messenger RNA of Chenopodium quinoa (quinoa), 1934 nucleotides long. RefSeq names its product putative serine/threonine-protein kinase. Gene Ontology annotation, molecular function: protein kinase activity; ATP binding. The record is from RefSeq and is a predicted model, not a curated record. The transcript has 7 exons. Bases 424 to 1518 code for a protein of 364 amino acids. NCBI's taxonomy places the organism in Eukaryota, Viridiplantae, Streptophyta, Magnoliopsida, Caryophyllales, Amaranthaceae. Gene Ontology annotation, biological process: protein phosphorylation.